AUGAAGAUUAUCCAACGUAUUUUCAAAGAUAUCCAAUUACACCGACUACUUCUGGAUCUGUCUCUUUUGUCGGCGAAGAUAAGUCUGGCGAUGAUAAUUGCAACUUUCAGAAUGAUUGUACCGUGUUCCAUGAAACGUUUAUUAGGAGAAACCGUUCUCAUCACUGGUGCUGGUCAUGGAAUCGGCCGCGAAUUAGCCAUCCAAUUGUCCUCGAUGGGUUGUAUAGUUGUAUGUUGGGAUAACGAUAUUGAUAGCAAUCGAUCGACAAUGAAAGAAGUGUCGAAAAAUGGCGGAGAGGUUUACGGUUUUGUAGUCGACGUCUCAAAGAGAUUGGAAGUGCGCGAGACGGUGAGAUUGAUGAGAAAAGUCGGCGUGCCGGAUGUGACGGUACUCAUUAACAAUGCGGCUGUGUUAUAUCAUAAGCCAUAUCUGAGUCUCGAUCCGGACGACGUGGAGAGGACAUUUGACGUUAAUGUACUUUCGAACUUUUGGACGAUAGAAGCGUUUCUACCCAUGAUGUUGAUGAAAGGGAGCGGUCACAUAGUAGCGAUAAGUAGCAUGUGCGGUAUUUACGGGGUGUCGCAAAAGGUGGCGUACUGCUCAUCGAAAUUCGCUGUGAGAGGUCUUAUGGAGGCCCUUCGCGAGGAAGUGCGAUUGGAUGAGAGGAAACCUAAUAUCCAUUUCACGACGAUAUAUCCGUUCUACGUCGACACAGGAUUAGCGAGGGAUCCUAAAUACAGAUUUCCUUAUAUCUUUGGGGUCGUGACACCGGAAUACGCCGCUCGGGAGAUAAUUAGAGCAAUUCGAAAAAACUAUACGGAAUAUUCAAUACCGCGAUGCCUCUUUUCUCUGAAUGCAAUCAACAGGAUUGUUCCUGAGAACGUGAUGCGUUUGAUAUUAGACUUUUUAGCGGAUGUUAAUCGAAAGCAGAAAGAAAGAGACGCAAUGAAUUUGAAACUGGAUUUGAUAAAAGCUUAGAGACUGUACGCAGUGAAGGGGUACUUAU
Temnothorax curvispinosus is the source of this 1006-nucleotide messenger RNA. RefSeq names its product short-chain dehydrogenase/reductase family 16C member 6-like (gene firl). Gene Ontology annotation, cellular component: lipid droplet. The transcript has 7 exons. NCBI's taxonomy places the organism in Eukaryota, Metazoa, Arthropoda, Insecta, Hymenoptera, Formicidae. Gene Ontology annotation, molecular function: oxidoreductase activity, acting on the CH-OH group of donors, NAD or NADP as acceptor. The record is from RefSeq and is a predicted model, not a curated record. The coding region runs from base 1 to 978 and encodes 325 amino acids.